AUGCCGCCCGUUCGGCCGCACCUUUCCGUCACCCUGCCGAAGAACUUCACCUUCCACUACUCGGAGGGUGAGCUGCCCAAGACGCCCGAACCCACCGGCGUCGAGACGCCCACCGAGCCGCCUCAGAUUCCCCGUCAAGCUUACCGCGUGAGGCGCCGGAGGCAGGCCCUUCCAACUUACGCUCCCACGAACUUCGAAAACGCGUCAAAGGAUCUUCCGAUUCCAACCAUUGAGGCGCCGGAACCCGGAGACGAAGUGCCUUACGCGCCUUUCUCUGACACACCCUCGGAGCCGGAGCCCGACUUUCUUUCACCAAACCCCCCUGAAGUUCGCCUGAUUUCUCCCCCGAAGACGCCCAUCCAUCAGAUAGGCAUGGACUGCAGCAGUUUUGUGGCUUCCCACAGUGACCUUGACAGCCACAGCCAGGCUGAAAGCUUCAGUCGCCCGUCUUCUGCGUGCUCCGGAAUUUCCGAUUCUUCCGUCUCAUCUCGCGGUAGCAUGGACUCAUAUCCUUCGUAUGGUGGCAGUUGCACGACUCCAGAGAGCGAGGACGCCGAUCCAUUUGUCUUCCCGACUAGCAAGAUCAAUCAGAUCCCCCCUUCUUCGCCCCUUCAAGCGUACGCGGAACGCCCAACCAAGCGCUUGAGGACGCGCAAAGACACGGUCUGGACCAGAGAGAUGGACAAUCAUCUCUGGCUGACGUACAUGAUGGCUCUACAGGACCCCACUGUGACCCCGUUCAAGAUGCUACCAGGCACAGUACCACCUCUCGGAAUCUGCACUCGCGUUGCGCGUCAGGCAAAGAAGACAUGGAAGGGAGCGCUGGCCGCCGGCCGUAUCAUUGGCCACCCCGACACUGGCAAGCAUGCCUUCAGCGAUAGUCAUCCUUCAGCCACCCAUGGAAUCCCCAGACCUGGCCUCAAAUGGCCCCGUUCCGAAGCUGCUGCAAGGGGAAGGUUGAGGAUCCUUUCCAAGAAGCAGCCAAUGCUUGCUGCCCACUACCAACGGCUUCUUCAGACCAGAACCCCCUCACCAUUUCCUUCGUCUCCUCAGUCGAGUUCCAGCUCUGGCCCGGUGCCAUUAAUAUCCCCUUUCCGACCUAUCGAGCGUGAACCGCCGCCUACGUUCUCCACGCGCGACAUGAAUGUCUCUUUAGCGACGAGCACCUCUACGACUAUGCAGUUUGGUAACCCCCUGCAUGCGCUAGCGACCGAAGAUACGCAGGGCCAAGGGUGGCGCAACCACCAGCAUGCACGUUCUAAUGCCCACCAGAAGAGCCAAUCCCUCCAACUUGGACUUGGACUUGGCAGCCCUGUCUCCCACGACGAUUCCAGCUCGUCUCUUGCAUCUCCAUUUGUGGGUAUGUCUCGAUCUUAUUUCAAGCACGAGUCGUCAAAGGAAACUCCUAGACCUGUCUCACAGCCUGUAACACGACCAAGCUUGGACUCGCCCGUUGAACUGCAUGCACCCGUUCCAAUCACUCGGUCUUUCAAGCGAAGGGCUCAUCAAUACCUGGAAGACAUGGUCAAUGGCGAAAACCCGGAGAGAGACCAGAUGGGCCAGAACUUCCUCCACGAGUUGUUUGGUGCACCGGCGGAUACAAGCCAUCGUCGAAUCCGCAGCCGUGGCUUCAGCCUUGGUGACAUGGGAUCGGGAGCUAGACAGCUGUCUAACCUCUUCACGCCCCCUCCAUCCUUCGACCAGGGCAGUACUGAUCAUGAUUCACUCUUGAGUUCGAAUCCGCCUACGGACGAGGCUAACAUAACCACAUCCACUUCAAUUGAUCCAAGGAGACGGCUGGGCUCGCCUUUCCAAGGCGGUGCCUCGCACACUUGGAACAACACUUUCCCCCGAGUUCUUACCCCCCGCAUGUUUGAGUCGUCGGCCUCAUUCGAGGAGCGCUUUGGUGGGCUUGGUGGCUAG
Molecule: messenger RNA, 1923 nt
Organism: Aplosporella prunicola CBS 121167
Lineage: Eukaryota; Fungi; Ascomycota; Dothideomycetes; Botryosphaeriales; Aplosporellaceae
Exons: 1
Coding region: 1-1923 (640 amino acids)
Source: RefSeq, a predicted model, not a curated record